Xiphophorus couchianus (Monterrey platyfish) is the source of this 3591-nucleotide messenger RNA. It is a transcript of the gene otol1a, whose product is annotated as otolin 1a. Gene Ontology annotation, molecular function: protein binding. The transcript is spliced from 6 exons. NCBI's taxonomy places the organism in Eukaryota, Metazoa, Chordata, Actinopteri, Cyprinodontiformes, Poeciliidae. Bases 1256 to 2737 code for a protein of 493 amino acids. The record is from RefSeq and is a predicted model, not a curated record.
AAAAAAAAAAAAACAUUUCUAUGAGAAUUACACUAUUAGGGGUCCAUAGACACAUUGUUUACAGCAUUGGUUAUAAGUUACUACAGUGGAUUAAAAUAAACUUAUUUUAACUUAAUUAAAUUUUUAGCUACUUGUAGCUAUGUCAUUCACUGUUUUAACAAUUAAAACAAUAUGCACCAAAAACUGCAUGCCAUAAAUGUCACAACAAGCUUUUAUUUCUUAUGUCCCUGAGAACCAACAGUUUAAAUUUUUUUUUUUUUUUAUUAAAUACAAUGUGCCUAAAAAUAAUACAAAUAAUUGGGCCAUUAUAGGGAAGCAUAUCUCAUAUGGCAGAGACAGAUUUAGCUAAAGCUGCUUUUGGUGCUCUACCUGCACAGAUUUGUUAUAUGCAUGGGAAUUUCAACUUACACUUGAUUUGUUCAACAUAUUGAAAAGAAGGUUGGAAUCUAUACCACUUCUCCGAAUUCCUGCUGCAGAAAUGAAGGAUAUUAUGACAUGGUGACUCUAAAUGCCUUUACUUAUUUGGCAAUGGCUUUCAUAGUGCAUUGUUUGAGGAAUCAGAAAUUCCAGUUUCAAGGUUUUCAAGCAUAAACUUGCCCAUAACCUCCAUGCUCUAAGAUUCAGUCAGAUUGCAGCCAAGAUUAAACUCAUGCAGCAUAGACAGAAAAAUAAACAACGUUCUUUCAGCUUGUCAGGGCAAUAAUGAAAUACCCCAGAUUAAACCUUGUUCCCACAUUUGAAUGGACCAGCCAAAGUCCAGUGUCUAGGAAAUAGCACCAAGACCAAAGAUCCAUUCAGUCUAACUAAGCUUGAGUAUAGCUAAUACUUAGGGGUAAAUCUUAACCUUAAAUCCGUUUUAGAUUUGCAUAGAAGCUGAAUAGCACAUUGAUGGAAAGAGCAAACCUCAAAAGACGUUUGAAGAGAUUUGCGUGUAGAAGCUUGACAUUAAUGUCAGAUAUUCUGACACACUGAGAUCAGUUAAUCAGUGUUAAAUUUCCAUUAUGCUUCUCUGGUUUUCUGGGCUGAUCUUUAGGUGUGCUUGAUCAAGGAAGUAAAUGGUUGGCUCAGGGUUUCCUUGCCACCUGUUUCAAGACAUUGAUCCUCCUCCCACAGGGUGUACAGUGAUCCAUUGAUCUGCUUUGAAGUACUGCCAGACGGUGCCGAAGUUAGGCUACGUGAGCAAUAAAAGGGGGGCACCACCAGUACCUGCUUGGUUGGGAUGGAGUGAAGAAUCAUCACAGUCUACAUAACCAGCAUGCCAUCCGCUGAUCUCAUCCUGGUGACCACCGUCUUUAUGGCCUUCAUUAUUACGCUCACGUCUGGUGGCAGGACCACACGUUGGCCCAAACCUCAGAACACCAACAAGCCUCCUCAAACUGGGACCAGUGGUUUCGGUGGGGGAUUAAGGUCUGGACAGAUUGCUACAAAAAACCCAUCUCCCUCCAGCAGCCUGCACACAGAAGAAACAACUGGGUUUAUGACGGAUGGAUACUCCCUGUCCCCAACAGACAGCAGCAUCUUCAACAGUGAGGCUUACCCAACUGAGUACCUCACUGAUGCAAUCCUCCCCCCUGGAAAUGCCCCUGGAAAUUAUACAUUUGACUACAAUGAAUGCUUCUUCAAUGUUUGUGAGUGCUGUCCACCAGAGAAAGGUCCCGAAGGUCCGACUGGCGAAAAGGGGUCACCGGGGGAAAGGGGCCCUCCAGGGUUACCAGGAGAAAAGGGAGAAAUUGGACCCCCGGGUUCUCCGGGACCCGCUGGGUUACCUGGGCUCAGUGGAUUAAACGGAGAGAAAGGUGGAAAAGGAGAUCAAGGGCCAAACGGUUUACCGGGCUCCCCUGGAGUCCCAGGGAAACCUGGAGAAAAAGGUGAUUUGGGCUUCAAAGGAGAGAAAGGUGAAAAUGGGAUCAAUGGGCUGAAAGGAGACGCAGGAGAAAAAGGAGAGCCUGGUCACAAUGGAACUAUGGGCACCAUUGGACCUAUGGGUCCUCCAGGGACAGCUGGGACAAAGGGUCAGAAAGGUGAACAGGGACGUUUGGGAGAAUGUCUGCUUGGUGAGAGAGGACAGAAAGGUGAUCUUGGUGAUCCUGGGCCUCCUGGUCCAAAGGGUGAGAUGGGUCCUCAAGGAGCAAAUGGCAGUGAUGGUUCAAAAGGCGAAAUGGGGCCAGCAGGAGAGAAGGGAGAGACUGGCGCAAGAGGGCCUCCAGGUGCAAGGGGAGUAGCAGGAAUGAAGGGAGAGAGGGGAGUUAAAGGUGUACGGGGCCCUCGGGGCCCAAAAGGCGAUCCAGGUGAGAGUUUGGAGCCGGUUCGUUCUGCUUUCAGUGUGGGUUUGUUCCCAAGUCGGUCCUUUCCUCCACCCGGACUGCCUGUGAAGUUUGAUAAGGUCUAUUACAAUGAGGAGGGUCACUGGGACCCGGCACUCAACAAGUUCAACGUCACACACUCGGGAGUCUACUUACUCACUUAUCACAUCACUGUGCGCAACCGGCCCCUGCGGGUUGCCUUGGUGGUUAAUGGGGUGCGGAAAGUGAGGACACGAGAUUCCCUUUACGGCCAGGACAUCGACCAGGCUUCCAACCUUGUCCUGAUGCAGCUCAGCGAGGGAGAUCAGGUGUGGCUGGAGACCCUGAGAGACUGGAACGGGAUUUACUCCAGCAGCGAGGACGAUAGCACCUUCUCUGGCUUCCUGAUUUACCCAAACUCAACUACAAAAACAAGCGCUAUGAAAAAGAUUUAAGUGCAACUUCUAACUUUACAACUUUCUUACGUUAGCUCCUUUUCCAACUGUGGUUUGUAGAGGCUUAUCUCUCAGCUUAUGUUUCUGUAAAAAUGUUGCAGCUUAGAAUUCUUUUUUUUUUGUCUUAAGAGUUACUCUGAUCAAACCAAUUACUUUGCAUGUUUUACUACACUAGGACACUGAGAGGGCAUCAUUUUUUUAUUUCAAAUUUUGUUGGUUGAACUGCAUUAAAAUUACUCUGCUUGAAAGAACACUUAUGUAUGGAUUUUUGUUUAUUAAGAGAGCCAGUACUAAUUUCAUGAAGGAUUUGGGAUUUCAGUAAGAAAAUCCCAUCAAUUCUUCAGACCUUAAAUUACCCCAAGUAACCACUAGAGGGCAUAAUAUGCUCAUAUUUGGCAAAAAAUAAUUACUGGGGACCUUAACGUCGCGUUUUGCAUUAGAAGACAGGCAAACAGGUUGUGGAAAGAGACUAAAAACACGAUGUGGCUGUAAUUUUAAUAUCUGAAUCUAAUCACUCGAAAAAAUGAAAAUUAACUUAGAAAAUUAGGAAGCUGUCUGCAAACAGAGAAGGUUAAUAUUAGCGUUAAACAUGAUACCAGUCACAGAGCUGGAUGGAAAACACUCAAAAUCUUUUUCUUUCUUUUUUUGGUUUUUUACUUGAUUCACAAAGACUUGGUCUGACUCAUAAUAGUUAAGUUGAAUUACCUUGCUAUAAUUAGAAUGGAAAUAUGAAUAUUAAUAAUCCUGGUUUAUUCUCUUAGUAACUAAUCACAUUUAACACGAUCAGGACAAAUUUCUCAUGAUUGCUGUCAAGCCAACUGAUUGUGUGCAUGGAGUAGAACAGCCUUCCAAUG